CAAAAACCCAGAAGAGGAAAACGGGAAGCAAAAAAAAAAAAAAAUCGUGUCAACUAUAGCUCACGCAAUCUUGAACCUCGCGUUACAAACACAGCUUGACAAAUAUUUUAGCCGUUAAAAAUGGGCUGCUUUUUCUCCAAGAAGUCGAAGCGAAAGUCUGUGGAAAAAGAGGAGCGGACGCCGACCACGACGACCGUGGAAACCACGACGACGAGCAACGCGGUUCCCCUUGGCAACAACAGCGACGAGGCGGCACCGAAGCAGUACAGCUGGGACAAGAGGGACAAGGUGGACCCCAAGGACUACAUGCUGACGGGCCUGAAGGACGUGACGGCCGGCCGUCUCCCCGGGAAACUGAACGGUCAGCAGUUUGUGAUCCAGGAGUGCGAGAACUGCGACAUCUUCGUGCUGGACCACUCGGCGGCGGUCACGGUGGACGACUGCGUCAACUGCCGCCUGGUGCUGGGCCCCGUCAAAGGCAGCGUCUUCUUCCGGGACUGCAAGGACAUCAAGUGCGUGGUGGCGUGCCAGCAGUUCCGCACGCGCGACUGCAAGAAGAUGGAGGUGUUCCUCUGCUGCGCCACGCAGCCCAUCAUCGAGUCCAGCACCGGCGUGCGGCUGGCCUGCUUCCAGUACUACUACCCUCAGCUGGCCGCCCACUUCAAGGACGCCGGUCUCAGCGUCUUCAACAACAACUGGAGCAACGUCCACGACUUCACGCCCGUCGCCGGCGAGACCAACUGGAGCCUGCUGCCGGAGAGCACCGCCGUGCUGGAGUCGGUGCCGGCCCCGGACUCGGGCUCGGAGUUUAAGUCCGUCCGGAUCCUGGCGGACGCGGCGCACAGCAUCGUGCCUCUGACCCGGGGCGCACGGCGCAAGGACAGCCAGGAGUCCUGCCUGUUUGUGUUCUUCGCCGGAGACUACGCCACCGCCAACGCUCGCAAGAUGAUUGACCUGGCCACUGCUGAAGGUUUCGUGCUGGUCCAGACUAAGGAAGUGUCGAUGCGGCCUGAAGACGUGAAGCGGGUGUUCCAGAAGCAGGCGGAGGAGCUGGUGCAGUGGACCAGCUCAGGUCCGGUCAUCGCCAUGGAGAUGAACGGUGAGGGCGUGGUGGAGGCCUGCAAGAAGCUGGCCAGCGAGGUCUUCAGCGGGACCAAGGUUUUUGUGUCGGAGGACAAGCACUCGUCUUGUCAGGACGUGGACAGCUUCUUCAACUUUGCUGACAUGCAGAUGGGCUUGUGAGUCCUGGUCCUGGUCCUGCUUGUAGUUCUUGAUGCUGCUGCUUUGACCUUUGACCGCUGAGGUCCACGGGUGUGACUCGGUGGUCCCUGCUGGAGGACUUUCAUGCCCAACUUGCUGUGGAUAUUUAUUCUGUGUUUGCUUGCGUCAAGUCUGCAUUUUGCUCAAAGGCUGCGGGCAGGCCUGCUGGGUUCUAAGAACUCUGUGCUGGUGCCAGUCCCUGGUCUAGUGCCAUGGUCCCAAUCAUCCAUCAAGACCCAGCGGGCAAGUUCAUUCUGGUGCCGUUCGCUUUACUCCGACUCAAUGUGAACCUUACCUUAAAAUGACUCAAUAGUGAUAUGAUUCAAUAUAUGAUUCAAUUUAUGAUAUGAUUCAAUAUAUGAUUCAAUAUAUAUGAUUCAAUUUAUUUGAUUCAAUAUAUAACUCAAUAUGUGAUAUGAUUCAAUAUGACUCAAUUUAGGAUUUGAUUCAAUAUAUGACUCAAUUAUAUGAUUCAAAAAAUGACUCAAUUUAUUAUAUGAUUCAAUAUAUGACUUAAUUUAUGAUUUGAUUCAAUAUAUGACUCAAUUAUAUGAUUCAAAAAAUGACUCAAUUUUGAUAUGAUUCAAUAUAUGACUCAAUUUAUGAUACGAUUCAAUAUGUAUGACUCAAUGUGUUAUAUGAUUCAAUAUGACUCACUUUAUAUGACUCAAUUUAUGAUUUGAUUCAAUAUAUGACUCAAUUACGAUUAUAAUUAAAUAUACAACUCAAUUAAUAUGAUUCAAUAUAUGAUUCAAUUUAUAUGAUUCAUUAUAUGACCCAAUUUAUAUGAUUAAAUUUUUAUGAUUCAAUAUAUGACUUAAUUUAUGAUUUGAUUCAAUAUAUGACUCAAUUAUAUGAUUCAAAAAAUGACUCAAUUUUGAUAUGAUUCAAUAUAUGACUCAAUUUAUAUGAUUCAAUAUAUGACUCAAUUUAGGAUACGAUUCAAUAUGUAUGACUCAAUGUGUUAUAUGAUUCAAUAUGACUCACUUUAUGAUAUGACUCAAUUUAGGAUUUGAUUCAAUAUAUGACUCAAUUACGAUUAUGAUUCAAUAUAUGACUAAAUUUAUGAUAUGAUUAAAUAUAUAACUCAAUUUAUAUGAUUCAAUAUAUGAUUCAAUUUAUACGAUUCAUUAUGUGACCCAAUUUAUAUGAUUACAUUUUUAUGAUUCAAUAUAUGACUCAAUUUUAUGAUAAGAUUCAAUAUAUAUGACUCAAUAUGUGAUAUGAUUCAAUAUAUGACUAUGAAAUGAUUCAAUAUAUGACUCAAUUCAUAGGAUUCAAAAUAUGACUCAAUUUAUGAUAUGAUUCAAUAUAUGAGUCAAUUCAUGAUAUGACUCAGUAGGGGAGUGAAUCUUUGGGCGCUGAACGUGUGAUCCGAUUCCGAUUCUUGUGGUGGAAACUCGAUUCAGAAUCGAUUCUCAAUUCAAACUGAUUCUCGAUUCAAAUCGAUUCUCCACUUAUACGGUUCUCCAUCCAAAUUGAUUCUAGAUUGAAACAAAUUCUCCAUUCAAAAGGAUUAUCGAUUCAAAUUGAUUCUCAAUUCAAAUCCAUUCUUGAUUCAAACCGGAUCUUGAUUCAAACCACUUCUCACAAUGUAUUAUUUGCUAUUUUAAUGUUCAUGAAACCUUUUCAAAACAGGUUUAAAGAGGUCCCUUUGGCCUAAAAACGUGGACUUAAAACAUGUUCACAUUUUUUUACAUUUUAAAUAGAUUUUAAAAAAAUUAUAAAUCGAUUUAUUUUCAUUUUCUUUAGCAUUCAUUUUGGUUUGGAAUAUGUGAGUUACAACAUGUAAUAUGUCGCAAAAGUUCUUUGAAAAUAUAUUUUAAAAACUUUUGGUGAAAUUUAAAAUGGCAAAUAAAACAAAAUAUGAAAACAACUUACAUAUUUGAGCCAGCAGUGGACAUUUCAGUUUGGGAUACUUGAGUUUCAUAGCAUAAAAAGUCACAAAUGUCCUUUUAAAGUAUAUUUUAGAAGUUGUUGGUGAAAUCUUAGAUUGUAAAUAUAACCAAAUAUUAAAAUGACCUACACAAUCAUCCAAAGAUAUGACAUUUUGGUUUAUAAUAUUUGAUUUACGUCACAUAAAAACUCACAAAAGUUCUUUAAAAGUAUAUUUUGGAAGCUUUCGGUGAAAUCUGAUAUGGUAAAUAUUGUGUAAUAUAAAAAUAACUCAUGUAUUCAACCCAACAUACGACAUUUUGGUCUAGAAUAUGUGAGUUACAUCAUGUAAUAUGUCACACAAGUUCUCUAAAAGUACAUUUUAGAAGCUUUAGUGAAAUCUAAGAUGGUAAAAAUAACUUACAAACCCCGUUUCCAUAUGAGUUGGGAAAUUGUGUUAGAUGUAAAAACAAAUGGAAUACAAUGAUUUGCAAAUCAUUUUCAAACCAUAUGCAGUUGAAUGCACUACAAAGACAACAUAUUUGAUGUUCAAUUUUUUUUUGCAAAUAAUAAUUAACUUAGAAUUUCAUGGCUGCAACACGUGCUAAAGUAGUUGGGAAAGGGCAUGUUCACCACUGUGUUACAUCACCUUUUCUUUUAACAACACUCAAUAAACCUUUGGGAACUGAGGAAACUAAUUGUUGAAGCUUUGAAAGUGGAAUUCUUUCCCAUUCUUGCUUGAUGUACAGUUUAAGUUGUUCAACAGUCCGGGGUCUUGUUGUCGUAUUUUACGCUUCAUAAUGUGCCACACAUUUUCCAUGGGAGACAUGUCUGGACUGCAGGCGGGCAAGGAAAGUACCCGCACUCUCUUACUACGAAGCCACGCUGUUGUAACACGUAGCUUGGCAUUGUCUUGCUGAAAUAAGCAGGGGCGUCCAUGAUAACGUUGCUUGGAUGACAACAUAUGUUGCUCCAAAACCUGUAUGGACCUUUCAGCAAUAAUGGUGCCUUCACAGAUGUGUAAGUUACCCAUGCCCUGGGCUCUAAUACACCCCCAUACCAUCACAGAUGCUGGCUAUUCAACUUUGCACCUAUAACAAUCCGGAUGGUUAUUUUCGUCUUUGUUCCGGAGGACACCACGUCCACAGUUUCCAAAUAUAAUUUGAAAUGUGGACUCGUCAGACCACAGAACACUUUUCCACUUUGCGUCAGUCCAUCUUAGAUGAGCUCGGGCCCAGUGAAGCCGGCGGCGUUCCUGGGUGUUGUUGAUAAAUGGCGUUCGCUUUGCAUAGUAGAGUUUUAACUUGCACUUACAGAUGUAGCGACCAACUGUAGUUACUGACAGUGGUUUUAUGAAGUGUUCCUGAGCCCAUGUGGUGAUAUCCUUUACAAUCUGAUGUCGAUUUUUGAUGCAGUAAUAUCAUCGCUUACGUGCAGUGAUUUCUCCAGAUUCUCUGAACCUUUUGAUGAUUUUACGGACCGUAGAUGGUAAAAUCCCUAAAUUCCUUGCAAUAGCUCGUUGAGAAAUGUUGUUCUAAAACUGUUCGACAAUUUGCUUACAAAGUGGUGACCCUCGCCCCAUCUUUGUUUGUGAAUUACUUAGCAUUUCAUGGAAGCUGCUUUUAUACCCAAUCAUGGCACCCAGCUGUUCCCAAUUAGCCUGCACACAUGUGGGAUGUUCCAAAUAAGUGUUUGAUGAGCAUUUUUCAACUUAAUAUUUUUUGCCACCUUUCCCAACUUCUUUGUCACGUGUUGCUUGCAUCAAAUUCUAAAGUUAAUGAUUAUUUGAAAAAAAAAAAAUGUUUAUCAGUUUGAACAUCAAAUAUGUUGUCUUUGUAGCAUAUUCAACUGAAUAUGGGUUGAAAAUGAUUUGCAUAUAAUUGUAUUUUGUUUAUAUUUACAUCUAACACAAUUUCCCAACUCAUGUGGAAAUGGGGUGUGUAAUAUAACAAUCAUUUACAUAUUUAACCCAGCGGACCACAUUUUGGUUUAUAAUAUUUGAGUUCCAUCGCGUAAAAAGUCACAAAAGUUAUUUAAAAGUAUUUUUUAAAAGCUUUUGGUAAAAUCUAAGAUGCCAAAUAUAACACAAUGUAAAAAUAACCUACACAGUCAACCCAGCAGACAACAUUUUGGUUUUGGAUAUUUGAGUUAGAAGAUGUAAUAAGUCACAAAAGUACUUUAAAAGUAUUUAUGACACACUUUUGAUGAAAUCCCAAAUAGAAAAAAUAACAAAAAAUGAAAAUAUCUUCCAUAUUUAAUCCAGCAGACGACACAUUUUGGUCUAGAAUGUAGAAAGAAAAUGUCACGUGACAGCUGUCCAAUCAGGUGACAUCUUAAGGUAAUCGCGUUCCUGGGUCACAUGACCAGAUUGGCGGUGUACGCCGACGGCACCAAAAUGUCGGAACAUCAAUUCCACUUCAAAGUCACUCUGUGAAACCUCAGGCUGAGAAGACGACUGAUGGGGAAAACUUUGUCCAAAAGGGCCGAAUGUGACUGAUGCACCUUUGCUGUUUGUUCUAGAAACACAAUCACAGACGUCAUGUGAUAAGACUUUUUUUUUAAUCGUUGAAUGUUUUUGUAUAGCGCCACCUAUUGAUGUGCAAUUUGUAGUAAACGUUUACUCUUUCUUGUC
This is a messenger RNA of Nerophis ophidion (straightnose pipefish), 5767 nucleotides long. It is a transcript of the gene rp2, whose product is annotated as RP2 activator of ARL3 GTPase. Lineage: Eukaryota; Metazoa; Chordata; Actinopteri; Syngnathiformes; Syngnathidae. Gene Ontology annotation, biological process: post-Golgi vesicle-mediated transport. The record is from RefSeq and is a predicted model, not a curated record. Gene Ontology annotation, cellular component: cilium; periciliary membrane compartment. Bases 121 to 1242 code for a protein of 373 amino acids. The transcript has 5 exons. Gene Ontology annotation, molecular function: GTPase activator activity.